Molecule: messenger RNA, 3024 nt
Organism: Gopherus evgoodei (Goodes thornscrub tortoise)
Lineage: Eukaryota; Metazoa; Chordata; Testudines; Testudinidae
Gene: GNB1
Product: G protein subunit beta 1
Exons: 11
Coding region: 266-1288 (340 amino acids)
Biological process (GO): G protein-coupled receptor signaling pathway
Cellular component (GO): cytoplasm; heterotrimeric G-protein complex
Molecular function (GO): protein binding; signaling receptor complex adaptor activity
Source: RefSeq, a predicted model, not a curated record
CUCCGAUUCCCGAUGGCUGCGGGGAGCUGAGAGGGGACCAAGCGCGCGAGGAGGAGCCGAGAGUCAGGGCCCCCCCGCGAGCCGCCGCCUCCCUGGGAUCGGCCAGACGCAGCGCGGGCGGCUCCCCAGCCCGGUGGGGACGCAGCUGGAGUGGGCAGGGGCCGCGGGCGGCGGACACAGCGGCCCCGUUAAUGAGUAGCGGCCGGAGAGGCAGAUUUCUGAUUGUCUUGGAGGUGGCAGUGAAGCCCACCUUUAGCACAGGAAGAUGAGUGAACUUGACCAGUUACGCCAGGAGGCUGAGCAACUGAAAAAUCAAAUCAGAGAUGCCAGGAAAGCAUGUGCAGAUGCCACUCUGGCCCAGAUCACAGCCAACAUUGAUCCAGUGGGUCGAAUUCAGAUGCGUACUAGAAGAACAUUGAGGGGGCACUUGGCUAAAAUUUAUGCAAUGCACUGGGGGACUGAUUCCAGGCUUCUAGUUAGUGCCUCCCAGGAUGGCAAACUUAUCAUCUGGGAUAGCUACACCACAAACAAGGUCCAUGCCAUUCCCCUGCGUUCAUCUUGGGUGAUGACCUGUGCAUAUGCCCCCUCUGGAAACUAUGUGGCCUGCGGUGGUCUUGAUAACAUCUGUUCCAUUUACAACCUGAAAACUCGUGAAGGGAAUGUACGUGUCAGCCGUGAGCUGGCUGGUCAUACAGGUUACUUGUCGUGCUGCCGUUUCCUGGAUGAUAAUCAAAUUGUUACGAGCUCUGGAGACACCACUUGCGCCCUUUGGGAUAUUGAAACUGGCCAGCAGACGACCACAUUUACUGGACACACCGGGGAUGUCAUGAGUUUGUCCCUGGCUCCUGAUGCCAGGUGUUUUGUUUCUGGUGCCUGUGAUGCCUCUGCCAAACUGUGGGACGUUAGAGAAGGAAUGUGUCGGCAAACAUUCACUGGCCACGAGUCAGACAUCAAUGCCAUCUGUUUCUUCCCAAAUGGCAAUGCAUUUGCCACAGGCUCAGAUGAUGCCACAUGCAGGCUCUUUGAUCUUCGUGCUGACCAGGAGCUUAUGGUCUAUUCACAUGACAACAUUAUCUGCGGCAUCACCUCUGUAGCAUUCUCCAAAAGUGGACGUCUCCUCUUAGCUGGUUAUGAUGACUUUAACUGCAAUGUCUGGGACACGCUGAAAGCUGAUAGAGCAGGUGUCCUUGCUGGCCACGAUAACCGUGUCAGUUGCUUAGGUGUGACUGACGAUGGUAUGGCAGUAGCAACAGGGUCAUGGGAUAGCUUCCUCAAGAUCUGGAACUGAAGUCUGUAGAUAAGCGACGGACUCCACCGUGACUGGAAGACAUUUCCAGCGGUUGAAAACUAAAAUGAUAGCAUAUCCAAUCCAACCAUACUAACUUGGACCCCCAUUCUCCUCAAAACUUCGAAGGGCAAGAUCUUUUACCGUCUCCUAUUGCUGAAAUGAAGAGCACAAUUACUUUUCAAAGAAGAAUUUCUGUAGUUGUAAGCAAAUGAAAUUGUGCAUUCCUUUAGGGACCACUUUUUGUCUUGAGAAUUUAAAAAAGAAACACUAUCAUAAAAGCAUGACCAGAAAGUAAACUUGAGCAUAAUUGUGAAACAAACUUAACUUCACUGUAGUUUUCAAAUUAAAGUUGAGAACUUUGUUUUAUCUCUCACCGUUUCAGAUUUUCAAGUCACAUUUGUAGAAGGAUUUAAUUUUUUUUCACAUUUCCUUUUUGAAUACAUUUCUUUACGGUCAAUAACUGAGUAAAACAAAGGAGUCCUAGCCCAGUGCGUCUGGGGUUGUUAAUGCUGUAAAUUUAGUCCCUACUUUUUUUUUAUUUCUGUCUAGUAUCACAAAUAAUUGUUGCACAGAACAUGGCAUCUAUUGAAUAAUGUUAAGAAGUAAGGUAACCAAGCACAUGCUGUACAUGGUAUUGAAUGCUUGUUUAAAAAAUGUUUCACCUUUUAUGGGUAACAAAUGCAAAUGCUCAGUUCCUACCCACCCACCGACCUCCAAACCCACUGAUUAAAAAUUUUUUUUUCUUUGUCCCCACUUGGAAGGGCAGUUUAUAUACCCUAACACUACCCCAUAGUCUCAACAACCAGGAAUCUCUGUUUUUCAAAAGAGACCUGUCCUGCGCUUGGGUAUUAAGUCAAUUAAUUCUGUGUAUGAAAUGAUGUACAAAUCAAUGUUUUGAAAAUAAUGAUCUUAAACUUUCUAAGUUAAACAAAAAAUUUUUUGAUUGUUUGCCAUAUUGGGUGGGUUUACUCUUAGAAUCGCAUGCUGUAGAAAUGCUAAAAAGUGCAUAUUGAACUAAGUCCUUUGAUGUUUUUUUCUUUAAAGAAAUAACCUGUUUAAAACCUGUAACCAUUGCCGCUGUAUUCAUUUAUUGUUGCUACUCUGUGCAUAAAUCUAUGAAGACUUCAAGUACAAAGCUAUGCACGUUUUGGAGUAGCGUGAGAAGUCACCUUUUUCUUUUUCUUUUUGUUUUUUUGUUUUUAAAGAAACAGCCUGUUCAAACGAUCGCUGUCAAAGAUUCUGGGGGUGGGGGAACCCAGACCAUCUUAUUUAUAAAUUAAUUCUUCACAGCCAGCUCCUCUUGUAAAAUGAGUUCUUUGCAUCUGAUUAGAAUCAUUUUUGUAAUGAACAGGUUUUCCUGGCUUUCUUUUCAAAUAAAAUGUUAAAAGCAGCAGCGUUUGGACAGCAAAUUGUUCUCUUAAAUUCUCCUAUCUUCACUGUAUCCAGAAAUGCGCCUCCCUAGCAGCAGUAGUGGCUUUCUCCAUUCUGUUUUUCUGCAACAUUCUGUACAAAAAUGUGCUGUAAUUGUGCGUUAGGCCUGGAUUUGGCAUAAAAAAGAUGAAUUCCCUCUCUUUCAUGAAACUACUCUGUAGAGCUUUCUCCGCACCCUGUAUCCCUCUUCUUCACCUUUUUGUAUUUAAUUUUAAAGUCAGUGUACUUCAAGAAAGCUGGAUGCAAGAUAGAUACUAUAUUAAAAUGUACUGUUAUUUAAGAUGUAAUAAAGCAGUUUGACAUGA